Closterium sp. Naga37s-1 is the source of this 648-nucleotide messenger RNA. The record is from the annotation of a GenBank genome assembly. Lineage: Eukaryota; Viridiplantae; Streptophyta; Zygnematophyceae; Desmidiales; Closteriaceae.
AUGAGCAGCGAGUUAGGGCACAACUUCUUUACGGGGUCCUUUCCGUCACAGUUCAGUGACCUGGUCAACCUCGAGCACUUGGAGGUAGGCUACAUGGAUCUGGCAGGCGAGCUGCACUCGAGCCUGGGCAACUUGACGAAUCUUCGAAUGCUCUCUGUGCGGGAGAACGCCCUCCAAGGCAGCAUCCCUGCCACUCUGGGUCUCCUUGGUGGAUUCACCAUCAUUCAGCUGGGCGGCAAUCAGCUCACCGGCUCCAUACCUGCUUCCUUCUCCAACCUCGUCAAUCUGCAAGGCCUCUACCUGUGGCAGAAUCAGCUGAAUGGGUCCAUGGAUGUUCUCAUCAGCUGCACCGCUCUAGAGCAAAUAGCCAUUCAGUACAACCAGUUCACGGGAUCCAUUCCCACUGCCAUUGGGCUGCUCCAGUCACUCAACUACUUCAUGCGGCAUGGGGCAUGGGGCAUGGGGCAUGUCGCAUGUUGCACGUUUCAUGCGGUGCAACGGCAGCGGUGUUGCGAGCAACAAGUUGACGGGAUCCAUUCCAACGAUAAUAGGCAACCUCGUCAACCUCACCACCUUCAAUGUGUCGCACAACACUCUCACUGGCUACCUACCUGGCUCCAUGUUCGCCCUCACCAAACUCGAAUCACU